This is a messenger RNA of Sitodiplosis mosellana (orange wheat blossom midge), 4971 nucleotides long. It is a transcript of the gene Sos, whose product is annotated as protein son of sevenless. Gene Ontology annotation, cellular component: plasma membrane. The transcript has 10 exons. Lineage: Eukaryota; Metazoa; Arthropoda; Insecta; Diptera; Cecidomyiidae. The record is from RefSeq and is a predicted model, not a curated record. Gene Ontology annotation, molecular function: protein heterodimerization activity; guanyl-nucleotide exchange factor activity. Gene Ontology annotation, biological process: Ras protein signal transduction; positive regulation of GTPase activity. Bases 1288 to 4860 code for a protein of 1190 amino acids.
AUACCCAAAUACAGAAAAUAAGAAAAAGAAGAAGAAGAGGAACAAAUAAUAAAGACAAAAGUUUAUUGCGUGAAAUAAAGAGAAAGAGUGAGAGAUAUAUUUGUGUGAGAGAGAGAGAGAGAGAGAGAGAGAGAGAGAGAAAAGAAAGAGAGAAAGAGAAAGAACAAUAAGAAAUGAGGGAAUGAGAAAGUCCUGUCACCGUAAACGAAUAUGUGAAAUAUGGAGAAAAUAUUCGCAUUUGUUGUGAUUAAAAUCAAUUCGUGAAAUAAAACAUGUUUAUCGUGUGAAGUUUAUAUUUCUUGUGACUGCUUAUCAUCUCUAUCGCGAUUGGAAUUUUCGCUUAAAAGAAAAGGAAGAGGGCGAAAAAGCAGCAGUACAAGUAUCAACAGCAAAGGCAACAGCAAGCAUCGAAAUUUUCUAUGUGUGCUCGUAUUUGUAUAUGUUAUUGUUAUUGCUGUCGUUGUCGUCGAGCUGUGUGUUGCUCACGUUCAGUUUUACCAUGUUUGAAUCAAUAUAUUAGAGAUUUGUGUAUAUAAUCGCUAAGUAUGCGAAUUACAUGUUUUCAAGCGUCACUUUUUUAUUGUUUGUUGCUGUCUUCUCUCAAACGGCCGCCACUGCGCGUUUUAGUUUCAUUUGAGUAAAUUGUUGUCUUUCUUGACGUCUGUAUUAGUUUGUUGUUUAAUUUAUACAAAUUUUGAUUUUAUAUCUAAUGUAAAAGUGUUGCUAAAAAAAAUUCGUCAUUUGUGUUUUUGUGAUGAGCAAUCUGAAAUAUUGGAAAACAUUCGUCAACUCUUUGAUUGCUCAUCGUGUAUAAUAUUUGAUACGUAGAAGAAAUUGAAUGAUUCUCAUUCAGUUUGUGUGGCUUUUUUUAUGCAAACGAAAAAAUAAUUGUGUGCAAUAAUUCAACAUCAUUUAAAAAAGGAAGCAAAAGUGAAAAGUGACUAAAGUGAUUUUACUGUAAACUGGCUUCCACAAAGGAUUUAACAUCACACAGGAAUUGAAAAUGAUAAAUUCGACGAAAAUACUCGCUGCAUCGAAAUAAAUUUGCAACGCGUGCAUGUGUGAUAACAUUGAUUCUCUCACUUGGCUUGCCAUGUGAACCGACGAAAAACAAAACGUUUCGAUACACUUUUCAAACGAAUCUUUUUGAUUGGAAUAAGAAGAAAAAAGAGUUCAACGUGCAAAUUGUCACACCACACAACACAUAACACACACACAAUCCAAAAACCAAAACGCACAAAUUAUAUGAUGCUUUUAGUUCAUUAUUCGAUGAACAUUUGAUUGAUUAUGACCGAAGCCAACGAUUAUGAUUUUGAAAAAGUCGACGAUUCGCUAAAAUGUUUGAAGGGGGUUUUGGUUGAUUCAUUGCGAACGGUCCUACAUCAAGUGCAUCCCAAUCUAUCAGCCGAGGAUGACGCACUAUCCCGCGUCGAAUGCCUUUGCAUUCGACUGCUGGGUAUGCUUUGUGCCAAACCACCACCGCACACGAUACAGGAUAUCGAGGAUCGUGUCGCCCGAACGUUACCCACACCAAUCGAUAAAUGGGCGCUCACCGAAGCUCGCGAUACCAUCGAUAAAUCGAAGAAGAAAAAAUUAGUAUUGCCAUUUAAUCAAAUUCAAAAUCUACUUCAAAAGGAGGUUCUUCAAUACAAAUUAGAUAGCUCGGUUUCGCUCUUUUUGGUGGCUGUAUUGGAGUACAUUGCAGCGGACAUUCUGAAUUUGGCUGGCAAAUUUGUGAUUAACAUUCGACAUCAGACCAUAUCUCAAGAGGAUAUUCGGAUUGCAUUGAUCGCCGACCGGGUGUUGAUGGAUAUGUUUUGUGAGAAGAAAAACAUUCCAACGAUUCCAUUACCAACCACACCACGAUCCAGUCUUACAUAUGAGGAUGUUGUCAAAGAGCUUAUUCACGAUGUUAAGCAGCAUCAACGUGAUUUGCACAUGAUCAUUUGGGUGUUUCGCGAAGAGUUAGCCAAAUGUGUCCGAGAUCCUAGGGAAUUAGACGCAAUUUUUCCACAUAUUUUUGACAUAUACGAUGUCACAGUCACACUAUUGGGCGCAUUGGAGGAUGUUAUUGAGAUGUCACAAGAACAGUCACCGCCCUGUGUUGGUAGUUGUUUUGAAGAGCUUGCCGAAGCGGCGGAGUUUGAUAUUUAUGAAAAAUACGCGGAGGACAUAACAUCCGCUGAAUGCAAAGAUGCUCUACAAAAUUUAGUAACUCAACAAGAUGCAAGUAAAUUGUCAUCGGCCGGCCAUGGAUUCAAAGAGGCAGUCAAAUAUUACCUACCCAAAUUGCUAUUGGCUCCGAUUUGGCAUGCGUUCAGCUAUUUUGAAUAUGUGCGGUCGCUGAUGGAUUUGAGUCCCAGUCAAGAGGAUCGCGAAGUGUUUGAACAAGUCCAAGGUCUACUUAGUCCACUCGAAACACGACUGAAAGAACACGUGGCCAAAAUUCCAAAAGACUCCUCAUUGCCAUACACUCAUCUGAAUGGACGAGCUCGACGUCAACUUUCUGUUGAGAAAACGAGGGAGCUCUUGAGUAGCGUCGAGCACUUUGGAGACAAAGAUGCCAUUGGUCAGAGUUACAAUGAAUACAUUCGAGAAGAUACGCUGCAAAAACUCAGUUCAGGCAAACGAAUAACUGAACGCAAAGUAUACUUAUUUGAUGGUGUACUGAUUUUAUGCAAACAAAUUCGCGGCAGAUCGGUCAAUCCAAACUCGAACGCAUACGACUACCGACAGAAAGAACGAUUCGUAAUGCGACGCGUUGAGAUUAUCGAUCGAAGUGACAACGAUGAUUUGAAAUACACAUUCGAAGUAUCGCCGCAACAAAAUCAAUCGAUUGUGUUGAUAGCGAAAUCUUUGGAGCACAAGAACGGAUGGAUGGCUGAUUUAGUGAUGGUGAAUACAAAAUCGAUGCUUGAUCGAAUUCUGGACAGUAUCCUGUUGGAUAUUGAGAAGAAACACCCGCUGAAACUACCUAAUCCAGAAGUUUAUAAAUUCGCAGUUCCUGACAGCUCCGAUAACAUUGUUCUGGAGGACAAAGAAACCGCAGCUGUGCCACUGAUCAAAGGAGCCACCCUCUGCAAAUUGAUCGAACGUUUAACGUAUCACAUUUAUGCGGAUCCAGCAUUUGUUCGGAUAUUUUUGACAACGUAUCGUUCAUUUUGUACACCACAAAAUCUGUUGCAGCUCCUAAUUGAACGAUACGAUAUACCCGAGCCAAACGUAGUUUACGAACAAGCGAAUGCAGACAAAGAUCUCGAGACUGAUAAAAUACACAAAAGCUCACAACGGGAAGACUGGAAACGAUAUAAAAAGGAGUACGUGCAACCGGUACAAAUUCGUGUAUUGAAUGUACUUCGACACUGGGUCGAUCAUCAUUUUUACGAUUUCGAACGAGAUCCGCAACUGUUAGAGCAACUUUUGAUAUUCCUAGAAACGGUCAACGGCAAGUCAAUGCGAAAAUGGGUCGAAUCUGUUCUGAAAAUCGUACAACGGAAACAGGAACAAGAAGAGAAUCACAAACAAAUCACCUUUGCUUAUGGCAAUAGUCCGCCAGCAAUUGAACAUCACCUACAAGUUCCCGAAUCAGAAAUAAACCUGCUGACACUGCAUCCGCUGGAGCUGGCGCGUCAGUUGACUAUACUGGAAUUUGAGCUCUACAAAACGGUGAAACCUUCCGAGCUCGUCGGUUCGGUUUGGACAAAACGUGAUAAGGAAAUAACUAGUCCCAAUCUUCUACGGAUGAUAAAACAUACCACAAAUUUUACCAAUUGGAUCGCAAAGUCAAUACUCGACGCAGAGAAUUUUGAGGAGCGUGUCGCGAUGCUGAAUAGAGCCAUCGAAGUGAUGAUGGUUUUAUCAGAGCUCAACAAUUUCAAUGGCGUAUUGUCGGUGAUGGCAGCCAUUGACAGUGCGGCCAUUUAUCGGUUGAAAUUCACAUUCCAACGGUUGUCAGAGCGAUAUCGAAACUUUCUAGAGGAGUGUCGUGAAUUGAGCAAAGACCAUCUGCGUCGUUACCAAGAGAAACUGCGGUCUAUCAAUCCACCAUGUGUCCCAUUUUUCGGCAUGUAUUUAACGAAUAUUCUGCAUAUCGAGGAAGGUAAUCGAGAUGAGUUGCAAAACACAGAACUGAUUAACUUUUCGAAGCGUCGAAAAGUUGCCGAUAUCAUAGCGGAAAUCCAACAAUACCAGAACCAACCAUAUUGCCUGAAUAUCAACGCGAAAAUUAAAAGCUUCCUUGAGAAUCUGGAUCCAUUCAAAGGAAUGAGCAAUGCGGCUAUAUUGGACUUUGUAUUCAAAGAAAGUGAACGACUGGAACCGAAAUACGCAAAGCAGCCAAUUAAAUUCCAAAAAAAGUGGCGUGAUGUACCAUUAAAAUCACCUGGAAUAAAACCAAAACAAGAGUCCAAAUCAAAAUCAGGAGGAGCGUUCCAUUUUGGCAAUGAAAAUAAGGUAUGUGGCAGAAGCAGUGCAAGCGUCAACGUAAGUGAUAAUGAACAAUCACCAAAGAUAUACGACUCUUCAACGACUCUUCUACUCACUCCAAAACAGUGCAAGGAAGAGGAUACAAAGUUCGAAGGACAAGAGCUGAUUACACUGAAAAUAUCUCAAAUGAGACAAGCAUCCGAUGCACCCACUUUAUUUCCACGCAACGCAUCACCAGCACCACCAAUUCCGACAAGAGAAUGGAAGCAUUUUGCAAUGGACGUCGAACAAAGUCUUUAUCGACUCUCCCUUCAACUACCCAAUACUAGCACAAUCAUGAUGCGCAGAAAUUUGACGCCAACACCAAGACAUUCGGCGGAUGAUGUGGGUUCAACAUCGUACAGUACAGGAUCAGUUGAAAAACCAAUUGAAUAAACCUCCACACGUACAUAUACAAUACAGUGCGCAAAAAAUGUUUUCGGCCACCUCUUUUUUUGCAAUAAAUUUGAUUUUGACAGAAAACUAUGACGUGUAGCUCCAAAAAUU